ACUCCAAAAUAAGUUGCAGUUGCAGUUGCAGAUACAGAUUCGGGUUCGGAUUGAGAUACAGAUACACAGAGACAGAGAUACAGCGGAUCGAGACUAGAUAUACAGGCUAUAACCAAGCAGUGAAGGAAAAAGGAGCCUGAAAAUGCCAUUCCCCAUCCAUCCGCCCAAGCAGAUGCCCUGCCCCCACUGGCAGCACUUCCCCAUCAGCCCGGUGGACAGCAAGCCCAAUCCUUUCGAUUCCGUGGGCGGAGCGGCGGCAGCGGCCACCCAGGUCAACAUAGGGGUUAACAAACCCCCGGAGCCGGUAUCCUAUCGCUAUUGUUUGCAGUGUAAGGCCUCCGGCAGGGAGUCACCGAACACCGCCGACAGGGAGUAACGUAGUCCCCCGAAACUUUGGAGGUGACCCAUUCAACCCAAAACCAAUCAGCCAUCACCUGUAAUCAACCACUUCACUAGAGGACGCACUUGGAAAGCCAAUUUAAAAAAAAGGAAAAACAAUCACAAGAAGCGCAGAACAAAGUUUUGAUUUUAAGAGAUAAAUGAUAUUUUCCAUUUCAAAUUCAGA
This is a messenger RNA of Drosophila takahashii, 565 nucleotides long. RefSeq lists its product as uncharacterized. The record is from RefSeq and is a predicted model, not a curated record. NCBI's taxonomy places the organism in Eukaryota, Metazoa, Arthropoda, Insecta, Diptera, Drosophilidae.